Molecule: messenger RNA, 687 nt
Organism: Ornithodoros turicata
Lineage: Eukaryota; Metazoa; Arthropoda; Arachnida; Ixodida; Argasidae
Exons: 1
Coding region: 1-687 (228 amino acids)
Molecular function (GO): nucleic acid binding
Source: RefSeq, a predicted model, not a curated record
AUGUUCUCGUGGCCAGUGAAACUGAGGAGCAGCACGCCCAACACCUCCGCCAGGUUUUCGCACGAUUACAACAGCAUGGCAUCGUCAUCAACGCCCAGAAGUGCGAAUUCGGCAAGCUUUCACUGGAGUUCCUCAGGCAUCAGAUCUCCGCUGACGGAAUAUUACCCCUUCCCCAAAAAGUUCGAGAGCCAUCUCUUCGCAGCUUUCCUGCGCCUUCUCGGGACCGAGCGCAUUCGCACUUCCGCCUACCACCCGGCGUGCAACGGCCUGGUGGAGCGUUUCCAUCGUCACCUCAAGCAAGCCAUUAUGGCCCACGGUCGCCGUGCGAGCUGGUUGGAUCACCUCCCGUUCAUCCUAUUGGGCAUCCGCGCGGCAGUUAAAGUUGAUCCUGGCUGUUCGUCGGCGCAGCUGGUGUAUGGAACCCCGCUCCGCCUGCCCUCCGACGUCUUUGUACCUUCAUCCGUCCCCUACACGGAUCAGCCUGCUUACCUCGCCCGCCUCAGACACGCUUUUGCUACGCUUCAGUUCACUCCGACCCGAGCGGUAGCAUCAUCACCUCCCUUCGUCCCGUCGGAAUUGGACACAACGUCCCAAUUGUCCCCCAAGACCAACGUCCCACAACGUCCCCCAAGACUUUUGUCAUCGAUGUCCACGGCCAGCCUCAAUCCGUCUCCAUCGACAGGCUAA